CUUCUUUCCACUCCACUCCAUUCUGCUUCUUUUCGCGUUAUGGCACAGCAAACCGCUUACGGCGCCAUCCCCACCUCCGAGCAGGACGCCAACCAUGCCGACACUCCCUCAAGGCCGAGCGAUCAGGACUCGUUUGACUGGUCCUCAAAACGGCACGAAGUCGGCGAGAUCAUCGAGUCCCAUCGCGCGCACAUUCUCAUCCUAGUCCUGACUGCGAUUGAUGUCCUCCUUGUCAUCUGUCAAAUUGCUGCCACGCUGCUUGGACUCGAUAACAGCAAGGAAGCAGAGUGGGUCCUUGAGCUCUUUGCCCACGCAUCGCUCGGUAUCGUCACCUUCUUCGUGCUGGAAAUCAUCCUCAAGGCCUUUGCCUUUGGCCCUGGCUACUUUUGGAAGAACACCCCUCAUGGCGUGCUCCACCUUCUCGAUGCUCUCAUCAUUAUUAUCUCCUUCUUACUCGAGGUCUUCUUGAAGGGUGCUGAGCAGGAACUUGGUUCUUUACUCAUUAUCUUCCGUCUCUGGAGAAUCAUCAAGCUCACCGGCACUGUCGCCAUUGAGACUGCAGAGCACAGCCAAGCACACGUCAUCCGGCUCCACGCACGUAUCAAAGACCUCGAGCAGCAAUUACAGGAGUCUCAGCAAGAAGUCCAGCGCCUUCGUGCACACACCAUUGAUCAAGUAUAGACGCAUUGAAUGAGUAAUAAAUUCCAUAUUUUUUAGAC
Molecule: messenger RNA, 719 nt
Organism: Gamsiella multidivaricata
Lineage: Eukaryota; Fungi; Mortierellomycota; Mortierellomycetes; Mortierellales; Mortierellaceae
Exons: 1
Coding region: 40-681 (213 amino acids)
Biological process (GO): proton transmembrane transport
Cellular component (GO): plasma membrane
Molecular function (GO): voltage-gated proton channel activity
Source: RefSeq, a predicted model, not a curated record